AUGUCUAGCAUAAAUACUUUAAGGCCUAUAAUAUGUCCAUCAAUUUUAAAUUCCGAUCUGUCUAAACUUGCGGACGAAUGUCGAAGCUUAUUGCAAUUUGGAGCUGAUUAUCUCCAUCUUGACGUGAUGGAUGGUCAAUUUGUGCCCAAUUUAACAUUUGGACAUCCGGUCAUUGAUUGUUUGCGACGAAAUCUAGGAUCAGAACCAUUUUUUGACGUCCAUAUGAUGGUUGUUAAUCCGGAGCAGUGGGUGGAACCGAUGAAAAAGGCUGGUGCAAGCCAAUUUGUGUUUCACGUGGAAGCUGUGGAGUCUGAUAAAAGCUGCCAGAUGCUUAUUGACAGAAUUAAACGUUCUGGCAUGAAGGUUGGUGUAGCAAUAAAACCAGGUACGCCAAUAGAGAAGAUAGAGACACUUAUUGGAAUGGAUAUGAUUCUAGUAAUGACCGUUGAACCUGGAUUUGGAGGUCAAAAGUUCAUGUCAGAUAUGAUGGAGAAAGUUCGGAUUCUUCGUUCUACACAUCCAUUCUUAAAUAUUCAAGUUGAUGGUGGUGUUAAUUUGGAUAAUGUGGAUAUUUGCGCAAAAGCUGGUGCUAAUGUAAUCGUGUCAGGAACAGGGAUUCUUAAAACUCCCAAUCCAGCAAAAGCAAUCGCUGAAAUGCGUGAAAAGGUAUCAGCAGCUUUAAAGUAA
This is a messenger RNA of Brugia pahangi, 687 nucleotides long. The record is from the annotation of a GenBank genome assembly. Lineage: Eukaryota; Metazoa; Nematoda; Chromadorea; Rhabditida; Onchocercidae.